UUAUUAUUAUUAUUAUCAUUAUUAUUAUUAUUAUUUUUAUUUUCGACGUAACCCUCUUACCAGACAAUAAUUCAAACGUGUUGUUAUGAAGAGUCCAGACUAGCAGCACCAUGGACACAGAAGAGUUCCGCAGACGAGGCAAGGAAAUGGUGGACUACAUCGCGGAUUACUACGACAACAUCCGGGGCAGGAAAGUUAUUCAUGACGUCAGACCUGGAUACAUGAGCCAGCUGAUACCCACGAUGCCCCCGGAGGAAGGAGAAUCCUGGGACGAUAUCUUUGCGGAUAUCGAGCGGGUCGUCAUGCCAGGAGUGACUCACUGGCGGAGCCCACGUUUCCAUGGUUACUACGCUGCUGGUGGCUCGUACCCUUCUCUGAUGGGCGACAUGCUGUGCGACGCCAUUGGAUGUAUUGGCUUCUCUUGGGUGACUCACUGGCGGAGCCCACGUUUCCAUGGUUACUACGCUGCUGGUGGCUCGUACCCUUCUCUGAUGGGCGACAUGCUGUGCGACGCCAUUGGAUGUAUUGGCUUCUCUUGGUACGCUGAAACCUUCAGUAUGAACCCUCACAAAUGGAUGCUGGUGAACUUUGACCUCUCUGUCAUGUGGAUACAGAACAGAUCCUACCUGGUGGAUGCCUUCAACGUAGACCCCAUCUAUCUGAAGCACCAGAACGAGGACAAGAUUCCAGACUACAGGCACUGGCAGAUUCCUCUGGGCCGCCGGUUCCGCUCCCUCAAGCUCUGGUUUGUCAUCCGUUCUUACGGUGUGUCGGGCAUACAGCGGUACAUUAGAGAGCACGUUGAAAGGGCCAAGCAGUUCGAGAAACUUUUGCUGAGGGACGGAAGGUUCGAGAUUCCUGUGGCUGUCAUCAUGGGUCUUGUCUGCUUCAGACUUAAGGGUCCAAACAGACUGACAGAGAUGUUGCACGAUGACAUCAUUUCCGGUGGGGAGAUCUACCUGAUCCCUGCCUACGCUCGGUGUAACGGAAGUGACGUGUACUUCCUGCGGUUCGCCAUUGUGGCGGAACACGUCACAGUUGAUGACCUCAAGUUCUCUUUCAAGGUGAUAACUGACUGUGCUUCGAAAGUUCUAGAGAAAGCAGAGUCUGUUGUGGAAGAGAAAGACUACAAACCAAUGAUCAACAUCGACGCUUUGCCUGGUAUGGACUCUGGCCAUGAGGCUGACCACACCCUCCCACCGCCCACAACCAACGGACACGCCACAUCUGAUGGUUAUCGCAAUGGACACGCCACAUCUGAUGGUUAUCGCAAUGGACAUCAAAAUGGAGAAGGUGCAGUUGAAGACCAAAAACAUUUCCCGGCGAUGAAUGGACAAGGAAAAAGCGUUGCCCAGGCUGUGAAUGGGGUGUCGGAGAGACAGGGAGAAAUGAGGACAACCCACAGAUGA
This is a messenger RNA of Aplysia californica (California sea hare), 1409 nucleotides long. RefSeq names its product aromatic-L-amino-acid decarboxylase-like. The transcript has 9 exons. The coding region runs from base 111 to 1409 and encodes 432 amino acids. The record is from RefSeq and is a predicted model, not a curated record. Lineage: Eukaryota; Metazoa; Mollusca; Gastropoda; Aplysiida; Aplysiidae. Gene Ontology annotation, molecular function: pyridoxal phosphate binding; carboxy-lyase activity. Gene Ontology annotation, biological process: amino acid metabolic process.